GCAAUAAAAACAAAUUUAAAUCUGGACAAACCAGAUAACAUAGUAUUCUGGACAAUAGCUACAACAGUAUUUUAUGGUCUAGCAUGCCUUGGAGAGCUUCUGCUCUCAAUACAGCAAGAUCAAAGCAAAGUACCAACUCUCAAGACACAAAGAUUUGAGAAAACGAACUACCACACCUUUGCCACUAUCUAG
This is a messenger RNA of Racocetra persica, 192 nucleotides long. Lineage: Eukaryota; Fungi; Glomeromycota; Glomeromycetes; Diversisporales; Gigasporaceae. The record is from the annotation of a GenBank genome assembly.